Molecule: messenger RNA, 5371 nt
Organism: Anopheles funestus (African malaria mosquito)
Lineage: Eukaryota; Metazoa; Arthropoda; Insecta; Diptera; Culicidae
Product: probable multidrug resistance-associated protein lethal(2)03659
Exons: 8
Coding region: 414-4589 (1391 amino acids)
Biological process (GO): transmembrane transport
Cellular component (GO): membrane
Molecular function (GO): ATP binding; ATP hydrolysis activity; ABC-type transporter activity
Source: RefSeq, a predicted model, not a curated record
GAAUUACAUCGCCGCGCAUAUAUACGAAUUCUGACUUCUAGCUUCAUUCAUUAUCGGUUCGUUGUUUGCCGGUGCGGUUACGGCAGCAGUAGAACAAAUCAGGUUAAACAGCAGUCCGAUCCAAUUAUGCUACCUAAGCAUAAAUAAUGUAGUGAAGACACACGUGCAAUGCCGCGCUCUAAUACGUCUGUAUGCGUUUCAAGUGAUUGUGCUGUGUAUUGAUUAGCAUCGCGCAUCAGCUGUGAUUUGUUGUGAAAUUGUUGUGAACAAGCCGAAAACAAAAGGAAAGAAACCCAGCAUAUAUAACGCUCGCCUGGCGGUGGAUAAAAUCUUUCCGUACGUGCGUUUCAAUACGUCCCGCAAUUGUGCGACCGUGAUAAGAUUUUAUAGCAACAUAAAUCCAGCCCACCGCUAUGGAGGCACAGAAGCGAAAAGAUCGGGAUCCCUGCCCGAGACAGAAGGCUAACUUUCUCUCGUACAUCAUAUUUGCCUGGACGAUACCGAUCUUCUUCAAGGGCUACAAGAAGGAACUGAACACGGACGAUCUCUAUCAACCGUUGCGCGAGCAUAAAUCCGACGGGCUCGGUAACCGGUUGUGUGAGGCAUGGGAAAACGAACAAAAGCAGGCCCGGUUGCGAAACAGAAAACCGAAACUGUUGCGCGCAGGAUUCCGCGUGUUUGGCUGGGAAAUUACAUUGUUGGGCUUGGUGCUGUUAACACUGGAGAUGCUGUUCAAAGUAACGCAACCUUUCUUCCUGGGCAAACUGGUCGCGUACUAUUCCCGCCAGUCCGGUGAUCUUACGGAAGCGUAUCUGUAUGCCGGUGCGGUUGUACUGUGCAGUGCGAUUAAUGUCCUGUUUAUUCAUCCGUACAUGCUGUCCCAGUUGCACCUCGGUAUGAAGCUGCGUGUGGCGGCUUGCAGUAUGAUUUACCGGAAGUCGCUUCGGUUAAGUAAGACGGCACUCGGUGACACGACGGCCGGGCAGGUUGUGAAUCUGCUUUCGAACGAUGUGGGUCGGUUAGAUUUGGCCGUACUGUUUGUGCACUAUCUGUGGAUUGGACCACUGGAAACGCUGGUUGUAACGUACCUGAUGUAUCGCGAGAUUGGCUAUUCGGCCGUGUACGGUGUGCUGUUUUUGUUACUAUUUAUACCGCUGCAGGCGUAUCUGGGUAAGAAGACGUCGGAACUUCGACUGCGUACGGCACUGCGCACGGACGAACGUGUGCGGUUGAUGAACGAGAUCAUUCAGGGUAUACAGGUGAUCAAGAUGUACACGUGGGAGAAACCAUUCGCCGCGUUGGUAGCGAUGGCAAGAAAGAAGGAGAUUAAAGUGAUCCGCUACGUCUCAUACAUCCGUGGUAUAUUGCUAUCCUUCAUCAUGUUUACGACACGCGUGUCGAUCUUUCUGAGUCUCGUUGCUUAUGCGCUUGCGGGCCAAGUUGUGACGGCGGAGAAAGCGUUCGCCAUCACGGCGUAUUACAACAUUCUCCGAACAACGAUGACCAUCUUCUUCCCGCAAGGUAUCGGCCAGUUUGCGGAAGCGCUCGUGUCGGUACGGCGUAUUCAGAAAUUCAUGCAGUACGAAGAAAUCGAAGCGGCGGAAGGCGUUUCAAUGGUGGCAGUCGAUGGAAAGGAUGUAUCGUCUUCAUCGUCCGAUUUGGAGGAGAAACCCGAUGCGAACCCGCUAGCAUUGCCAAACAGCAAAUUGAUCCGUCACUCGGAAUCGGACGGUUUGAAGGAAGCUGCAUUAAGCAACCAUCUGUCCGAUGCUGGUGUGAUUGUGGAGAAAGCGGUAGCACGCUGGGAUUCGAAAGCGACCGAGUACACACUGGAUGGGGUGGAUUUGCACGUACAGCCGGGCACACUGGUGGCCGUCAUUGGCCCGGUCGGUGCGGGUAAAUCCAGUUUGAUUCAUGCGAUUCUUGGCGAGCUGCCGCUAGAAUCCGGUAGCAUCAAGGUGAACGGAGAUGUAUCGUACGCAUCACAGGAACCGUGGCUUUUCUCCGGUACGGUGCGUCAAAACAUUCUGUUCGGUUUACCGAUGGAACGGGAACGCUACAAACAGGUAGUGAAGACGUGUGCGCUCGAGCGUGACUUUCAUCUAUUUUCGGACGGCGAUAAAACGAUCGUUGGCGAGCGGGGUGUGUCACUGUCCGGUGGGCAGAAGGCACGCAUCAGUCUCGCCCGUGCCGUUUACCGGCGGGCGGAAGUUUACCUGCUCGACGAUCCACUGAGCGCGGUUGAUUCGCACGUUGGCCGGCAUCUGUUUGACCACUGCAUGCGCGACUAUCUGCGGGGCAAGAUCGUGAUAUUGGUAACGCACCAGCUGCAGUACCUGCAGAACGCGGACCAGAUUGUCGUGAUGAUGCACGGCCGGGUGGAAGCAGUCGGGACGUACGAUAAACUGCGCGAAAGUGGGCAGGACUUUGCUCAGCUAUUAGCGGCACCAUCGGGCAAGGAGGACGACAGUACCGAUACGGAAUCGAUUAAGCGAUCCGGUAGUCUGUACAAGCGACAGAACAGUGAAUCCAGCAUGGAUUCGGCAGUGGCCGAUGGUGAUGGACCGGAAACGAAAGCGAUGGAGGAACGGCAAAAGGAAGGCUCGAUCGGAUAUGAUGUGUACCGGGCGUACUUUAGAGCGAGUGGCGGUAACGUUGUGGUGCUGUUGAUUCUCUUUAUGUUUUUGCUGUCCCAGCUAAGCGCUUCCGGUGGUGAUUAUUUUCUUACCUAUUGGGUGAACAAAGCAGAGGAAAAGGCACCAGCCGUUAAUGAGGAAAGUCGUGCAACGUUUAGCGCAUUGAGCAACGCGACAGCUAUUGAUAAUGCCGAUGGCAGUGACUUCAAUGGUACGACCACAUACGAACCGCCCACAACACCAGCAGCAACAGUGGGCGGUAUAGCCAUGUUCUUUACCGCAAUCCGGCAAAUGUUUGCAACGGGCGAUGAGGAUGAGGAUCGGUAUAUUGACAUCUACAUCUUCACUGCGCUAACGGUUGCCACGGUUGUGAUAACGCUCACCAGAAGCAUGUUUUUCUUCCGGACGGCAAUGAAAGCUUCCCGCAAACUGCACGACGCCAUGUUUAAUGGUAUCACGCGUGCCUCGAUGUACUUCUUCAACACGAAUCCGUCCGGCCGUAUUCUGAACCGAUUCUCGAAGGAUAUGGGCCAAAUUGAUGAGUACCUGCCGAGUGUGACGGUGGACGUGAUACAGAUUUUCCUUUCACUGAUCGGUAUCGUGGUUGUGGUGGCGAUCGUCAACCCCUACAAUCUGAUCCCGACAGUUGUAAUUGGCAUUAUAUUUUACUUCAUGCGUGCCUUCUAUCUACUCACAUCACGCAACAUUAAGCGCGUUGAAGCAAUCACACGAUCACCGAUUUACUCUCACCUAUCGGCAUCACUUUCUGGUCUAUCUACGAUCCGUGCCUUCGGUGCAGAAAAGGUACUCGUGCACGAGUUUGACUCUCAUCAGGAUCUGCACAGUUCCGCGUUCUAUCUGUUCAUAUCGACGUCGCGCGCUUUCGGCUUCUAUCUGGACGUGUUCUGUGUGAUCUACAUUGCGAUCGUUACGCUAACGUUCUUCAUACGUGGUGAUAGUGGUGGUAACGUUGGUUUAGCUAUUACGCAAGCGCUCGGUAUGACCGGUAUGGUACAGUGGGGAAUGCGCCAAUCAGCUGAGCUCGAAAACACGAUGACAUCCGUCGAACGGGUGGUAGAGUACGAUAACGUUGAUCCUGAACCGGCGCUUGAAGCACCUGCCGAUAAGAAACCACCGAAAGAGUGGCCCCAGGAGGGACGGAUCCGUUUCGAGAAGGUAACACUGCGCUACAGUCCCGAUUCGGAUAGUGAUCUGGUGCUGCGUGAUUUGGAAUUUGAAAUUGAACCUCGCGAAAAGAUUGGCAUCGUUGGGCGAACGGGUGCGGGCAAAUCAUCGCUAAUCAAUGCACUGUUCCGGCUGUCGUACAAUGGUGGUUCGAUAUUGAUCGAUGCGCGCGACACGAACCAAAUGGGUUUGCACGAUUUGCGUGCGAAGCUUUCGAUCAUCCCACAGGAACCGGUGCUGUUCUCGGGCACGCUGCGCUACAACCUCGACCCGUUCGAUGAGUACCCGGACGAGAAGCUGUGGCGUGCACUGAAGGAGGUAAAGCUGGAGGAGGCAGUAAACGAGCUACCGUCCGGUUUGUCGUCGAAGAUUAACGAGGGUGGUAGUAACUUUAGUGUCGGCCAACGGCAACUUGUCUGCCUGGCACGGGCAAUUCUGCGCGAGAACAAAAUUCUGGUCAUGGACGAAGCGACGGCAAACGUUGAUCCGCAAACGGACAAGCUGAUCCAGCAGACGAUUCGGGAGAAAUUUAACGACUGUACAGUAUUGACGAUAGCUCACCGUUUGAACACCGUGAUGGACUCCGACAAGGUGCUUGUAAUGGACGCAGGCCGUUGCGUUGAGUUUGGAACGCCGUACGAGCUGUUAACCACCGAAGGAGGCCCCAAAGUGUUCUACGGAAUGGUGAAACAGACGGGCAAGAGCACCUUUAACACACUGCUUAAGAUCGCUGAGGAGUCUCACAAUCAAAAGCUACAACCGAUAUAGGAGGCUGAAGCAACGAAAUGAAGAUUCCUGCAUCGUACUGAUGCCAAACAUUUGCAAACUAGUUCGUAAGAUGUAUACAAGUUCCCAUCGCGAAAAUCUCUUACAGUAACCGGUAAAGAUUGUGGUGCACGCAAUGCGUGGUGCUCACCGGGAGGUGUGUGUUUAAUACCUCGUGCUUAAAACAAAAGUGGCCUUUACUUAAAGUAAUAAGUAAUCAUUUCGAACAAAUUCUGUCCUUAGUGUAGUUACCGUGUAAGGAAACACGUCCUCAUCUAGGUGGCACAUACUGAUUUAUAAAUGUAUUUAUAAGCUAAUAGCAAUAAGGUUCUGUACGUACUUUGCUAUUGUUAAGUGAAUUAUGUUUCGGAAUUUCUCAAAAGAUGUCCGGAUUCAGAAUAUUGCCUUAUAAUUACGUUUGUAAAACUGAUUUAAGAAGCUCGUUAGAAUUGAACGUUUACUGUAUCGAAAGUUUAAGAUAUAUUUGUAUUUAAACGUGUAAAAAAACUAAAAGCGGUGCCGUAUGUUUGUUGUAUUUAGAGGCGCGCACCAGUGUGUUAUAAUUUUGUUUUGUGAGAAGUUUUGUUCAUUCAUUUGGUGCCUUCAGCAACACGUCUCAGCGAACACCGGUAGAAUUAGUGCUUAAGUUAGCGAUUUAUGCGAAGCAGUAAAGUAAAACAGUAGCAAACGAACGGGCAUGUUCCAAUGAUCAAAUAAAUCAUAUUUACACAGCUCCUUUGCUGGAAACCCCCCGGCAAUGGGAGCGAGUGGAGAAGCGAUUGUAA